Messenger RNA from Ectocarpus siliculosus, 2469 nucleotides. The record is from the annotation of a GenBank genome assembly. Lineage: Eukaryota; Phaeophyceae; Ectocarpales; Ectocarpaceae.
AUGACGCCUCUGGACCCAGAGGUAGCGCCUUCGGAGGCGGCAGCGGGAGACCGAACCUCGGAAACACCUCCUUCACCCAAACGCGCCCCGCCGGUCACGACAUGCAGCUUCUGCUCGGAGCGGUUCCCCACGAGGAGUGCGAUGUUCCGCCACCUCGAGAGGCCCUGCGCGACCUGCCCGGCCCCUCGCGAAGACUACGGCGAAAAGGUCCUCCUCGUCGUAGGGUACGACUCCCGUCUCAUGGCGGGCGACAAAGGAGGCGAGGGAGCGGUAACACCUCCAACAUCGGACACGUAUAACAUGCCGACGCCGCCGGUAGGCACGAGUAGUGGGACUGCUGCUGCUGUGGGUGGAGCAAGCGCGGCAAGCUCUGUGCUGAAGGCCAUGGGCAUCGAGGUGGAGAGGCGGAGGGAUGCAGGCGGCGAGGGCGGAGGUAGCUCCCAGCAGCAGUCCUACUGUAGUCGACCGGGGGGCUUCAGUCAAGCCUCGUCGGUGGGUUCCCGCACGUGCCCUCUGCUUGCGCAGGAGGAGGAGGUCAGCGCUACAGCUGAUACCAUCUGCCUCAGAGCACCGACGACGGUACCCCAGGAGGGUAUACGAAAGUGGCUCGAUGACACCAACGCUGCCCUCGACAACAGCGACGGGAACGCGAGGGAAGCGAUUCGGCUCCUCGGGCGGAUGGCUGUGCCUUCGACGUUCCACGCUGAGAUCCACGCAAAGAGACGGCGGUACGAGUACCUCCUGCCGGCCUGGAUGCUCGACGAGACGGCGGAGGGCCCUUGGGAAGGGCCACCCCGGGGACAGGAGAACCUCAUCCCCUUGCUGAGACGCCUACGAGCGCGGGGGCUCAGGCCCUUCGGACACUGCAACGGCGAACACGACGGCACGCGGCGGCGGUGUCCCCUUUGGCACAACUUCAGCGCGAGCGCGCUGCCCCACAGCCCGUCCUCCCUGCGCCGCCUUUUCCGCUUCUACGCGAUGGAGGUCAUCCAGUCAUCACCAUCAUCAUCGCAAGGGGGCGACGCAGGCGCGAGCGGCGCGGACUACGUCUGCCUCUCUAUCAACGGCGACGCGUUUAUGAGCCAGCAGGUUAGGGGCAUGGUAGCCCUCGCCGUGGCCGGGGCGAGGGGCCUCAUCUCAGCCGAGGGCAUCGCGGCCACGAUCGACCCGACGCGGCAGGAAGACCUCCUGCCGGUCCCCCUGGCCCCCGCCGCCCCGUGCUCGCUCGCCGAGGUUGGUUACUCGGGCUGGCAGAUGAGGCUCGGCGUCGGAGGGCAAGGCGUCUGCAUGUCGCCGGGCGCGGAGCAGCGGGGCUGCCGCCCCUUGGAGGGGUGGAGCGACGAGGCUUCGAGGUCUGAGGGCGCCAGGUUUCGGCGCCAGGUCCUCGACAGCGCGGCGAGGUGGUGGGAGGAGCGGGAUGGCGGGGUUGGCUGGCUGAAGGACGUUCUCCAGCCGGGCGCCGUCAAGCUUGGGCGGGAAGUCCAGGUCUCCGACAUGCGAGCAGGGGACCUGGAGGGGGAUAGAAGUAAUGAAGGCAGGGGGGAGGAGGACGGUUGUGGAGGGAGGAGCGGCUCGAGAGACGAGUCGCGCAGGGGCGCAGGCGCGGACGGGGCGCCGUUGUCCGCCGAGGAUCUCUCGUCGCUUGAGGAGGCGCCCGUGCUCUACGCCAAGGUUUUGGGCCUGCUGAGAGAAGCCAGCGCCUCGGGGCAGUGGCCCACGAGCACGGCAUCGCGAAGCUUGGUCAUCUUCGGGGAGAGGGGCGACAGAGCAGACGAGAUGUGCUCCGGUACUGGGCGCAGCAAGCAGACUGAUUUGGCGGGCUGCGCAAAAGGCCGUGAUUCCGACAAAACGGCACUAGCAGAGGAAGCACCACCGGCGAUGGCGAGAACCGUUGGCGAGGAGAACGCCUCCGCGGCAACGGAACCCGACGGGCAACAAGAGCAGGAAGAUCGGCAACGCGGCGGCGGCGGCGACGGCGGCGGGUCCGGGUCAUUCACCCUCGGCGCCUUCCCGCCGCCCUGCCCACCCCCGCGCGGCAACCGCCUAUUCGCGGAGCUUGCGAGAGCGGCGUUCGAGCUAGAGGCGGCCUUGCUUCCCGAACGACCCCCGUCAACCACUAUCGCCGUCAACAGGAAUGCCAGGUUCAAGCCACACGUGGACAGCGGGAGCGGGGCCGGUCAGAGCAGGAGCCUGAUCGUCGGGCUAGGCGACUACGUUCGCGGGGAGCUGGUGGUGGAAGGGGAGGAGGCGGACAUUCGGUACCGCCCCCUGGAGUUCAACGGGUGGACGCAAAGGCACUGGACGAGGCCGUUCUCCGGCGAGAGAUACUCGCUGGUUUGGUUCACGCCGAAGGGCUGCGAGGGGAUAUCCGGCGACGCGAGGUUUUCGUCGGCCGCAGAUGAUGAUGAUGCCGGGGGUGGGGAAGGAAGGAGUGGUGACGAGGGAGGCGAAGUUAGCCCAAGUCGAUGA